AUGGAUACUAUGUAUCUGAAACCAGCAGCCGCGGUUAAAGGGUGGUUACCGAUUCCGAUAGCUGUUAUACCGUCCUUCAUGUUUGGGAAAUCAUUAGCGGUUAGUUCCAAACCGGCUGAUCUAAGUCUAGACAAAAGAUACUUAAUUGAUGUUGGUAGUAAGAGAGUGGAGGUAAGAAGAAGAAGGAGAUCAGGAGAUGAAGAAGAAAAGGCCUGGAAUUGGAUGCUUAAAGUUUUGCAGUCUAGAGAAGAAUUCAGAAGCAAGGUCGACCUUGAUCAUAAUGAAAAUGGCGAGUGCGAAUUUUGCAUGAUUAAUGACGAUGAAGAAGAAUUUGACAGAGCUUCAUUCUCGAAGCUACUUCGAAGGGUUUCAUUGUCAGAAGCUAGACUGUACGCUCAAAUGGCAUAUUUAGGACACUUGACUUACUCCAUUCCCAACAUCAAGCCAAGAAAUCUUCUCAAACUUCAUGGUCUGCGUUUCGUGACGUCGUCAAUGGAGAAGAUGAAGAAGAAACUAGCUAGCUUAGAAGAUGAGAAAGAAGAAGAAAACCUAAAUUCGUCAUUGUUUGAGGGUGAAAUGCUGAAGAACAUGGGGAAUCAACUAAGUGGUUAUCAGAUUGCCGCAUCUGCAGCUUCAUAUUUUCAUGCUCAAACGAUCAGCUUCAUUCCAAAUAUCUCUUUCCCAAAGACAAAGACAAAUCCAAACAGAACAUCAGAUGUAGAAGCAAACAACAUGCUGAAUGAAACUGUAAUCAGCAAAGUAACCGCCGUGGUUGCUUCCGAGGAGGAAGUAAAGCAAGCCUUAGCAGAUGAUUUGACAUCAGAAUGGUUCAUAUGCGACGAUGAUCAGAGUCAAACCCGAUACUUUCUCAUUCAAGGUUCCGACUCUCUAGCAUCAUGGAAAGCCAAUCUCCUAUUUGAGCCAAUUCAAUUCGAGGGGUACGAUGUGCUUGUCCACAGAGGAAUCUACGAAGCAGCGAAAAGAAUCUACAAACAAAUGUUACCAGAAAUCCGUCUUCACUUAAAACGUAAUGGAAACCGAGCCACUUUCCGUCUUGGGGGUCACUCUUUAGGGGGGAGUCUUUCUGUUCUAGUGAGUCUCAUGUUAAUCGUAAGAGGUCAAAUUCCAUGUUCUUCACUACUUCCUGUUGUAACAUUUGGCUCGCCAUCUAUCAUGUGUGGAGGAGACGCGUUGCUUAAGGAGCUUGGACUCCCCCGAAGUCAAGUCCAGGCUAUUACACUGCACCGAGACAUUGUGCCCCGAGCAUUCUCAUGUAGAUAUCCUACUCGUAUCACGAAGCUUCUCAUGGCUGUUAAUGUUAAAUUCAGGAACCUUCCUUGUCUACAUAACCAGAAUCUGUUGUAUGCCCCAAUGGGGGAAUUUCUAAUUCUGCAGCCAAGCGAGAAAUUAUCACCUAGUCAUGAUCUUCUUCCUGCGGGGUGUGGUCUAUACAUACUAAGAUGUUGUGAACCGGUACAUGUAACCGAGGUAGAUACUAAGAUCCGAACUGCUCAGUACAAGUUCUUGAAUUCACCACACCCACUUGAGAUCUUAAGCAAACGCUCCUCAUAUGGCUCUGACGGGACCAUUAUGAGAGAUCAUGACAUGAAGAUUUACAUGAAAUGUAUCAGGCAAGUGAUCAGCCAGGAGCUAAGAGAAAUGAAGAAGGCAGAAACAAGCCCACAUCCGCUAGUUUGGUGGCCUAUUAACACCAGCCAAGAACAUUCCUCCUACUUGUUAGAUGUUUUACAAGCAUGGAAAGAAUCAUUGUCCUUGAUUAUAUCACAACACAAGCAUCUGUUUGUGCUGCUUUUGUUCCCAUCAAGGCUACUAAGUUUGUGAUUUCCUAU
Molecule: messenger RNA, 1850 nt
Organism: Impatiens glandulifera
Lineage: Eukaryota; Viridiplantae; Streptophyta; Magnoliopsida; Ericales; Balsaminaceae
Product: phospholipase A1 PLIP2, chloroplastic-like
Exons: 4
Coding region: 1-1842 (613 amino acids)
Biological process (GO): lipid metabolic process
Molecular function (GO): glycerophospholipid phospholipase A1 activity
Source: RefSeq, a predicted model, not a curated record